This is a messenger RNA of Medioppia subpectinata, 243 nucleotides long. NCBI's taxonomy places the organism in Eukaryota, Metazoa, Arthropoda, Arachnida, Sarcoptiformes, Oppiidae. The record is from the annotation of a GenBank genome assembly.
AUGGAGGAAAAACUGAAAUCGGAUCCAAACAGCCCUUUGGGGCGAAUGGAUAGGACUCCCACUCCCGGCAAACCCAUAGUCACCGAUGAAACAGACACUGACCAGCAGUGGGUGGGCGCCGACCCCUUCGCCCCCUUCCCUGACAGAUGUAAUCCCAAAACGGGUGAAAGUGGGGGUCCGACGGGUCCGGAGCCGACACGAUAUGGCGAUUGGGAGCGUAAGGGAAGGGUCACUGACUUCUGA